Messenger RNA from Miscanthus lutarioriparius, 897 nucleotides. NCBI's taxonomy places the organism in Eukaryota, Viridiplantae, Streptophyta, Magnoliopsida, Poales, Poaceae. The record is from the annotation of a GenBank genome assembly.
AUGGAGCGGAGCAGGUCGGAGGCGGAGCUGCUGCCGCGGACCGCGGUUCCUCCCACCCACCUCCUCCCCGCACGCGUCGCACAUGGAGCGGAGCAGCUUCGUCCGCGCCGCCCCGGACCUCCUCCUCGCGCCACGACCUCGCCCGCGCGCUCUGCCUACCCCAUCUCCUCGUUCUGCCGUGGUGCUGGUCCUGCUCUUUCCUCGCCCCGUCUAUCAACUGUUACAUGGAAUGCCCGCAAGGCAGAGAGGGGAGGUUCUCGUUCUUCAGUACGUGAUAUCAAUCCACUGAGGCGGUGGGUGCAGCUAUUCCCAAAUUAUAUCGGGGGUUUCAGCAGAACCACGUCAAUUGCGCCCGUGCGGGUGAGGGAUCGUAAGAGCCUGGACUCGUGCUAUGAGCCUGGACCGGCUUUUGAGGAGGUCAAAGAAGAAGCCAUGCUUGACAUAUCACCAACAGACUCGACAGAGUUUUGGUUAAUUCAGUGGCCUAAAGACCAGUUAGAUGUUUUGGAUUUUCAUGGCAAAGAGCUUUCUCUCAAGCUGAAUAGUGAUGGAAACUUGGGCAGCUUGGAAAGUUCCUCAGGGAAAUCUUAUGAGCUUGUGAGCUUUGCAGCUCAGAAACCAGAUGCAACUGUCUUCCUGCCUUCAGGGUCAGAAACAAAACCUGUGGGGAAGAUUUCACGGCGAGUCUCCUUAGUUCAUUAUCCUAAACCUGAGGAAUUGGCUAAACCAAGUUUUGGGAGUCUUACUCCUAGCAGUAAGAAAUCUGCAGGUUCUAAGAAGACCAUGUCUCGGUUCAUUAGUGCAUCAAAGAACCGCAGUAGCCAAGGUUCAAGCGCUUUCACUGGGCCAAAGGAGUGCAGAGCCGACACCCAAACACAAGGGGAAGAGAAAGGAUGA